Messenger RNA from Cuscuta campestris, 3636 nucleotides. The record is from the annotation of a GenBank genome assembly. Lineage: Eukaryota; Viridiplantae; Streptophyta; Magnoliopsida; Solanales; Convolvulaceae.
AACAUUGAAAAGAUGAAUUUUUUUAUACUCCUUAUAUAAUUAAAGUUUUCUUAUUCUUUUAUUUGGAUGAAUAGAAAGAGUUUGAAAAAAUCAUUCAAUAAUUCUUUUCAGUUUUUAGGACUUGGGUAAUGUUUUUGCCACCGCCUGAACACGAUUUCGAAAUCUAUGAUUUCUUUCAUAUAGAUUCCGAAGCUAAUUCAUCGGCUCCUCAUACCCUACAAAUCUAUAGAAGGUGAGUUCUAUCCUCUUCGAGCCCUAUUUACGCUCUGGCAGAUCACCCAUGGCGAGAACGAGCCACGAAGAUGAAUACCUGGAGGAUGAAUUCGUCGAUGAUGCUGUAGACGAGGAGGAGGAAGAGGAGGAGGAGGAAGAAGACGACGACGACGACGAUGAGGAGUACAGCCACGGGGGGAAAGCAGGCAGGAAGCGGACCCGAUCUGAUUUUAUAGACGAUGUUGCCGAGGAAGACGACGAGGAAGACGAAGACGAGUAUGGAGGCAGGAGGCGCAAUAAGAAGAGCGGGGGCCGUUCUUUCAGUUCUCGUAAUCUGAUAGAUGACGAGGCCCAAGUGGACAGUGAUGAGGAGGAGGAGGAAGAUGACGUCGAAGAUGGCUUCAUCGAUAAUGAUGCCGAUUUACGUGAUUCAAGAGAGAUCCACCGGCGCCCACUUCUACCCCGUGAGGACCAAGACGAUGAAGACGUCGAUGCCCUUGAAAGGAGUAUUCAGGCUCGAUACGCGAGGUCAAGUCAUGUAGAGUACGAUGAGGAGGCAACUGAUGUAGAGCAGCAAGCUCUUUUGCCAUCUGUCAGAGAUCCAAAGUUAUGGAUGGUGAAAUGUGCGAUGGGUCAUGAAAGGGAGGCUGCUGUCUGCCUGAUGCAGAAGUGCAUCGACAGGGGACCUGAGAUUCAAAUUAGAUCUGUUGUAGCACUUGAUCACCUUAAAAACUUUAUAUAUAUUGAAGCAGACAAAGAAGCACACGUGAGGGAGGCUUGCAAGGGCAUGCGCAAUAUAUAUCCAGCAAAAUUAAUGCUUGUACCAAUCAAAGAAAUGACUGAUGUCCUUUCGGUUGAAAGCAAAGCAGUUGACCUUGCCAGGGACACUUGGGUCAGAAUGAAGACAGGAAAUUAUAAAGGGGACCUUGCAAAGGUUGUAGAUGUAGAUAAUGUCAGGCAGAAAGUUACGGUGAAGUUAAUUCCGAGGAUUGACUUGCAAGCUCUUUCAAACAAGUUGGAUGGGAGGGAUGUUCCAAAGAAAAAAGCGUUCAUUCCUCCUCCACGUUUUAUGAACAUUGACGAGGCUCGGGAGAUGAAUAUACGUGUUGAGCGGAAAAGGGAUCCAAUGACGGGUGACUAUUUUCAAUAUAUUGGGGGAAUGAUGUUCAAAGAAGGGUUUUAUUAUAAAACAGUGUCUAUGAAAUCAAUUAGCACUCAUAAUAUUCAGCCAAGUUUUGAUGAACUUGAGAAAUUUCGUCAACCUGGUGAGAGAGGGGAUGGCGACAUGGCUGGUUUGUCAACUCUGUUUGCGAAUAGGAAGAAAGGUCACUUUAUGAAGGGUGACCGCGUCAUUGUUGUUAAAGGGGAUUUGAAGAACCUGCAGGGAUGGGUUGAAAAAGUUGAGGAGAACACGGUUCACAUCCGACCGAAUGAAAAGAACCUUCCAACAACUCUUGCAGUUGGGGACAAAGAGCUUUGCAAGUACUUUGAACCUGGAAAUCAUGUGAAAGUUGUAUCUGGUGCAUCUGAAGGUGCAACUGGUAUGGUGGUUUCAGUUGAGGGGCAUCUGGUAAACUUAGUGUCUGAUACCACUAAGGAACUUAUCUGUGUGUUUGCUGACACUGUUGUGGAAAGUUCAGAAGUAACGUCUGGUGCCACCCGAAUUGGGGACUAUGAGCUCCAUGACCUUGUGCUGCUAGCCAAUAGGAGUUUUGGCGUGAUUAUUCGUGUAGAGUGUGAAGCUUUCCAGGUUCUCAAAGGGGUUCCAGAAAAAGCUGAGGUAGCACUUGUGAGAUUAAGGGAGAUAAGAGGCAAGGUCGAUAAAAAAUGGAGUGCACAUGAUAAGUAUAACAAUGCAUUAGCAGUGAAAGAUGUGGUCAAAGUUCUUGAGGGACCUUGUAAGGGAAAGCAAGGUCCUGUUGAACACAUAUACAGAGGUAUUGUGUUUAUUUACGAUCGUCAUCACCUGGAGCAUGCUGGUUUUAUAUGUGCCAGAGUGGAAUGUUGUGUCUUAGUUGGUGGAUCACGAGCAAAUGGCGAAAAAAAAGCUGACCCCUUUUCGUCAAGGUUUGGGAAUCUUAGAAUUCCACCUCGAGCCCCACAGUCUCCGAUGCGAUCAUACCGGGGCGGUCCUCCAAAAAAUUUUGGAGGAAGGCAUAGUGGUGGUAGAGGUAGAGGUGGUCAGGAUGCUUUAAUUGGUGCUGCUGUUAAUAUUCGCCUUGGGCCGUUCAAGGGGUGCAAAGGGAGAGUUGUUGAUUUGAAAGGAACUUCGGUUCGGGUGGAGUUGGAAGCUCAGAUGAAAGUUGUCACAGUUGAGCGUGAUUAUAUUAUGGAUGUAAAUGUCCGAGCACCUUUCAGAGAACCAUCAAGAUAUGGUUUUGGAAGUGAAACCCCGUUGCAUCCUUCACGUACCCCACUUCAUCCAUUUAUGACCCCCAUGAGAGAUCCUGGAGCAACACCUAUUAUCCAUGAUGGCAUGAGGACACCAAUGCGUGACCGAGCAUGGAAUCCAAUGAGUCCUCCUAGGGACAAUUGGGAAGAUGGCAAUCCUGCUUCUUGGGGUUCUAGUCCUCAGUAUCAGCCUCCAAGCCCUCGUUCAAGGCAGUAUGAGGCACCCACUCCAGGUUCUGGUUGGAACAACUCUUCUACGGGUAGCUAUAGUGAUGCGGGGACUCCAAGAGAUAAUAGUUCUUAUGCUAAUGCUCCAAGUCCUUACUUGCCAUCAACUCCUGGCGGGCCACCACCUAUGACCCCAAGUUCUGCAUACUUGCCUGGAACCCCUGGUGGCCAACCAAUGACUCCUGGGAGUGGCAGUCUGGAUAUGAUGUCACCUGUAGUAGGUGGAGAAGGUGAAGGGCCUUGGCUACUGACAGAUAUUGCAGUAAAUAUACGGAGGGUUGGGGAAGAGAAUGUUGUUGGGGUAAUACGGGAAGUUCAUGCGGACGGGUCUUGCAGUGUUGCCCUUGGUUCAACCGGUAACGGGGAAAUAAUCACUGCGUCCCCUAACGAAAUUGAAAUCAUUGCACCGAAGAAAUCCGAAAGAGUCAAAAUUAUGGGUGGCGGUCAGCGUGGGGCCACCGGGAAGCUUAUUGGAGUGGACAGUGCCGAUGGAAUCGUUAAGGUGGACGAUACGCUGGAGGUGAAAAUAUUAGACAUGGUUAACUUGGCCAAGUUAGUACUGUAGUUUCUUGCCAUUGCAAGAUGCCAAAUUUUUGCCAAUGGCUUUCAAUAUAUCUGCCGGCCUAGUAUAAAUUAUAUACAUAUGCAGAUUGUGUAAUAUGUAUACAUUUAUUCAUAUAUACAUCAUUUUAUUGUGUGGGAUAAUAAAUGUGUAAUCGAUUGAAAUUGGUCCUUUUAAGCUUUUUGUACACUCUCUCCGGUACCUUUUUUUUAAAAAAAUUGCAUUAAAUAGCACUAGAGUUU